Molecule: messenger RNA, 1134 nt
Organism: Solanum stenotomum
Lineage: Eukaryota; Viridiplantae; Streptophyta; Magnoliopsida; Solanales; Solanaceae
Exons: 2
Coding region: 1-1134 (377 amino acids)
Source: RefSeq, a predicted model, not a curated record
AUGACUGAAAUAGGGACCAAAUUAAAUGCUAGACUAGAUAAGCAUGAUGAGAACAUUAGAAACAUCCAGAUGUCCCAAAUGAGUUUUGAGAAACAAGUUGCACAAGUGGCUAAUUCUUUGAACUUGCGUCCCCAAGGUGGGCUGCCCGGCGAUACUGAGCCCAAUCCAAAGCAAUUGCAUGCGGUAAGCACUAGAAGUGGGUUGCAAUUAGAGAAACUAGCUCCAAAGAAGAGAGACAUUGAGUCAAGUAACAAAGAAAAGAAUGUGGAAGAGGUAGUAAAAAGCUCCAAUGUUGAGGUACCCAUUCCUCAAAAGAAAUUACCACCUCCAUUUCCACAGAGGCUCAAAAAGAUGAAUGAAGAUGAAUGCUUCGGUAAGUUUCUCCCUCUCCUUAAACAGGUUCACAUUAAUCUACCUUUGGUUGACAUUUUGCAGGGUAUCCCGAAGUAUGCUAAAUACGUGAAGGACAUAGUGGCCAACAAGAGGAGACUCACUGAAUAUGAAACUGUAGCACUUACUGAGGAGUGCAGCUCAAGGAUUCAAAACAGAUUGCCCAAAAAGUUAAAAGAUCCGGAUAGUUUUACUGUGCAAAUUACAAUUGGACAAAGUGCUAAUGCCCGGGGGUUGUGUGAUUUGGGGGCAAAUAGAUCCAUUGCUAGGCUAGAAGGGGUGGUAGAAGAUGUGUUAGUGCAAGUAGGUUCAUUGAUUUUUCCAGUAGAUUUUGUGGUCUUAGACUUUGAACCCGAUUCUGAAGUUCCAUUUAUCUUGGGACGACCUUUCUUGGAUACGGGUAGGGCAUUGAUUGAUGUAGCAGCUGGUCAACUAACCAUGAGGGAACAUAAUAAGGUAGAGGUAUUUGAUGUUUAUUGCGCUUUAAAAUUACCUUCUAUUUAUGAAGAGCUGUCCACUAUUACUGUAAUUGAUAGUAUAAUAGAGUCACAAUUAGUUUUGCCCGAAGACCCAUUAGAAAGAGUGUUAGUGGGUCAACAGUUAGAGAGAGAUCCUGAAGUUCAAGAGACUGAAUCAUGCUUAAAUCUAGUAGUAGUAGAAACUCGUAGGAUUCAAGUGGUGUUUUUAAAUCGCGAGUUAGGACCCCCUCCAAAACCAUCAAUUGAAGAGGCUCCUAAGUUGUAG